Molecule: messenger RNA, 3663 nt
Organism: Cylindrotheca closterium
Lineage: Eukaryota; Bacillariophyta; Bacillariophyceae; Bacillariales; Bacillariaceae
Source: the annotation of a GenBank genome assembly
AUGAUCUGCACAUUGGGAUACAGCACCUUUUUUGUUGCAGUCUUCCUAUUAUUCAAUCGAAGUUUGGGAUGGACACUUUCAAAACAAAAUCAGUAUGGACGAAGAUUAACUGCUUCGGGAAAUAGAAAUUCUGCUCUGUCCGCCAGGAAACCUUCAACGUCUUUCAUCCCAACCGAACAGAUUGAAGAGUUAAGGGAAGCUGUGGACCUUGUUUCUGUCGUUGAAUCUUACAAUCUGCCUCAGUUUAAACGAAAUGGAGGUCGCGCAACCUGUUUAUGUCCAUUUCAUGAUGAUCACAAUCCAUCACUGAGUAUAGAUGGAAGCAGAGGUAUAUACAAAUGCUUCUCAUGUGGAGCAGGAGGCAAUGUCUACAAUUUCAUUCAGGAAUAUGCCAGAUUGGACGGCGAAGAGAUUCCAUUUCCGCGCGCUGUAGAAAUAGUAAAACAAUUUGCCCCUGCUGGUGUCGGCCCAUCUUUAGACUUCAAGGUCAACUCAAAGGAUUCCCCAUACAACCGCGCUCAGAAAGCAAAGAAGGAACGGCUAGUUCAAGCCAACUUGGCAGCUGCUGCAUACUUUGAGAAAAGUUUGGUAUCGAUGGCUGGAGCUGGUAAGGCGAGGGCUUACCUACGAGGAAGGAAGCUGAAUCCAACUACUAUAAGGGCUUUCUCUAUCGGAUACGCUCCUGAUUGUUAUUUCGAACGAAAGGAAAACGGAUCCAGGAGCUGGGGAGAGGGAAGUUUGGUCAACUACCUAAAAGAGCAAAGUUUCACAGCGCAGGAGAUUUUUGAUGCUGGAUUGGCAACAAAGACGAAUGCAAAGGGGGAAAGAAAGCAGACGACGGAAAAAAAUCAGACAGAAGAUAUCCAGUACUCGAAUAUUAUGGACAGAUUUCGAGGGCGAAUCAUUGUACCGAUUUUUGAUGCUAGAGGAAAAAGCGUGAUUGGAUUCGGCGGUCGCAUUUUGGACACUUUUGUAACAAACACAGAGUUCAAAGUUGCCAAGUAUCUCAAUAGUCCCGAGUCCCUUAUCUUCAAGAAGCAACAAAUUCUCUUCGGACAACAUAUGGCCAAGAAAUCGGUGCGUUUCUGGGCAAACAAGGCUGUUGACGACGCAAACCAUCCCGUCGUGAUUGUAGAGGGGUACAUGGAUGUAAUUGCGCUUUGGCAAGCAGGAAUCCGCGAAGGAGUGGCUUCUAUGGGAACUUCUCUUACUGUCAAACAGCUGAAUGCGGUAGCCGCUCUAGCUGGAAGGAAAAAUGGGCAUGUUGUGCUUUGUCUGGACAAUGAUAUAGCUGGUUUGACUGCGAUUGAACGCUUGUGCAGCGGAAGAACUCUGCAUGAUCUCAUAGAACGGUAUCCGUUAGAGAUAAGGGUUGCUUCUCUUCCUGCAGGUAUCAAGGAUCCGGCAGAGUUCAUCGAAGAUUUUGUCGGGGAAGAAAACAUAGUGGAAGCUUUUCGGACCGAGAUAAUAGCUGGAGCAAUAGAGUGGUCAGAUUGGUACAUUAAGCGGGUUUUGGCAUCAUACAAUCCAGCUUCUUCUCGGGGAGCUACCGGAAGUUUUGGUGAUGUUUUCGACCGUGUUGCUGCUUUCCUCGCAAAUUAUAAAAACGCAGCUGACCGAACAAAGCAAGCGUGUGAAGUUGCAGGACAUCUUGGAAGCAUAAUUGCCACAAGUGACAAUAACACUCAGGUAUCCAAUGCGGUCCUUAUUCAACUUGAAUCCGACCUUGUAGAGAAGGCUGCUUCCAUUGCGCAAUCAAAAUCAGGUACCUCCGUCACGGCAGCCUUAUCAAGCGAUGGGAAAAGUUCUUUUUCAGAGCAACUAUCUAAUCUCCUCCGUGAAGACAGAAAUCUGGGAGUCGACGAAAGGAACAAGUUGUCAACCAAAGCUUUGCGACAACGAGAAGAAGUAGAAGAUGACAGACAAGAGCAGUUUGUUGUUGGAUCAACAAACAUUAUUGCCGUGAAUAAGGAAAGAAGCUUGGCUCGCGGGUCUCGCUUCAAAAUGAAACGGGCUUCUGACAAUAAGGUCCCCGAUCUAUCGCCGCACUUUAAAGGUUUUGACUUUCUUAGCGAAACCGAUGUGAAAUGGCUUGGAUUGGCCGACGAAAAGGGUCGAAUAAAGAAGUACCUUUUGCCGAAGGGUGCUUUCAAUAAGUUUGGGGAAAUAAAUGAGUUUGGCCAAAAGAAGCCAAUAUACUUCAACUCAAAUGAUUAUCAUGGCAAUCAGUUCCUGACUGCCGAGGCCAUGCUCGCGGGAUAUAAGGACGACAAUGCAAGAAGGGACCCUGAGAUAUUCACAAAAGGUAUUGCUUUGCUUUUGGAACGAGAUGUAGCCGAGGUAUGGAUGGAUGCAGAGGAUUCUCUCCUGCACAUGCUUGUGCUUUAUGCACCAGCCAGGAAGGCUAUAAAAACGAUUCUCCACAUUAGUGAUGCAGCACAAUCCGGCGACGCGCUGGAAUGGAGCUCCAGUGUGAAGCAGUGGCUGUUUCAUGUUCUUGUCAACGAAGAAAGUAGCAUACCUAGUCACAUAAAUGGACCAUCGGACAAAGGAGAGUUGCACACAUACCUAAGGAGGUGCAUUGCGUCACAUGACAUCUCGUCCGGAUCGGAUUCUUCUAAAUUGAAGGAAGACAUUGGAAUGGAGUCUGCAAAGGUCGUCGAAGACCUGAGUUGGGAGGAACUCCAUGAGACUGCCACAACCAUGAGCAAUCUGUCGUUCUCAAUUGAGGGCUCGAACCACUCAAAUGAGUUUGAUAUGCCACUGGGGACCACAAUUAUGCAUGGUGCUAUCAAAGCGCCAAAGCCCGAAGAAAUCGACUUCAUUUUUGAUCCCAAGUUUGAUCCACCGGACUUGGUUACUCUCUCGGUUUAUGACGACGAAAUGCUUCGACUGUCAGCACAGCAAGUGUACUCGGCACUCCUGCUGGCUUCAGCACAGCGAAAGUUAUCAUUUCUGCAAAGCAAUCUAGUGAGUGCUGUGAAUUUGUUGCACGAUGCCGCAAAUGAGACAGCUUUCUUGGAGGAAGACGUCAGCGUUUUACUGUCUAUCGACGAACGUAUUCAAAUCGUAAAUGGAACUGUCAGAGUGAAAGAGAUGAAGGAGUUGUGUGGUAUUCUUGCAACAAAGAUUGGAGGGGAAACCCAAGCAAUAAGCCGGAUUGCAGAAUCAAAUAAUCGUUUGUCUCAACGUUUAUCAGAUCUCGCAUUAUCUAAACAAAUAGAAGAAGGAGAGAUUUCAACCAACGAUUACGAAAGCCUGAGACGAAGGCUUGAUGAGCACAUGCUUGAGAUUGCUGAAUGGUCUCUCCCAACAGUUUCAGACGAAUUCAGGGAUGAAGAGCCUUACGAGGAUACGCUGGAACGGGCUCAGCUCAGUUGGGGUAGACUUUUCGACGACGAGUACAUGUGGUCUAUCAAAGAUGCAAGAGAGGUGCCUCUCGUGCAAAAAUCGGCCGCUGCUGACUCAGAAGAAACUCGCGAGCCAGGAUAUGAAGAAUCCCUUGACGAGUUUAAUGCUCGGAUAGAAAAAUCCUGGGGUUGGUUAGACCAUAGGGAUGACGUCAAAAGUGGCGAUGACGAUGAUGAAGAUGAAAGCCGCCUGUACACUUUCGACCAAGAGAAGUGGGAUGAUCUUUUGAACAGUAGCGAAGAAGAAUCGUGA